AUGGCGCCCUCUGCCAUCGACGACCGAGUGCCUCAGGCGCCCCAAGAAAAGACGUAUCCACCGGCCAAGAUUUUCCCCGUCAAAGAGACCAAGUUUGAAAAGUUCAUCGAGCCCCAGACCGACGGCCGAAAGAAGGCUCUUGAGCAGCCCGGCAAUGCUGCCAUCGUGAUAGACAAUGGCUCCUCCGCCGUUCGGGCAGGAUGGUCCUUUGAGGACGCGCCCCGUCUCAACAUUCCGCCCAUCAUGGCCAAGUACCGCGACAGAAAGCUCGGAAAGACGUUCUCCUUCGCCGGCUCCGACUGCUAUGCUGAUACGACGGCGCGCGGGCAUAUCCGAAACGCCUUCGAGGCCGGCACCGGCAUCAUAAGCAACUGGGAUGUGGCGGAGCACGUGCUGGACUAUGUCUUUCUGAAGCUGGGCAUGAACGAGGCAGACGGCGCCGUCGACGUGCCCAUUGUCAUGACAGAAGCGGUCGCAAACCUGCCGUACUCAAGAAAAUGCAUGACCAUGACCGAAAUCAUCUUUGAAUGCUACGGCGCUCCGUCCCUCGCGUACGGCAUCGACUCGCUCUUCUCAUACAGGCAUAACAAGGGAAAGACGGGCCUGGUCAUUUCCUCCUCCCACACCUCCACGCACGUCAUCCCCGUCUACAACUCCAAGGCACUUCUCUCUCAGGCCACGAGACUGAACUGGGGCGGCUACCAUAACGCUGAGUACCUGCUCAAGCUGAUACGGUUAAAGUACCCUGCCUUUACUGGUAAACUCAACCAAUCACAGGCGGAACACAUGAUACAAGACCAUUGCUACGUCUCAACAGACUAUGACAAUGAGAUCCGCAAUUAUCUCAACUGGGAGGGGCUAGAAGAUCGAGACAUCGUGAUCCAGUAUCCGUACACGGAAGAGGUGGUCGUCCAGAAGAGCCAGGAGGAGCUGGACCGCAUCGCGGAGCGCAAGAAGGAGAGCGGACGAAGGCUACAAGAGCAGGCGGCCAAGAUGAGGCUCGAGAAGCUCAUGAAGAAGGAGCAGGAUCUCGAGUACUACAAGAACCUGCAGGGCCGGAUAACGGAUGAGACGAAAAAGGAGACGCGACGUCUUCUCGACAGCCACGACAUUAAGGAUGAGGCACAGCUCGAGAAGAUCAUCAAGGAGCUGGAAAAGUCCAUCAGGAAGGCCCGCACCAAGGAUCUCGGCGGCGAUCCCGAGGAAGAACAAGAGCAGCCGGACUUUAGCCUCCUGGAUGUCCCGGACGAGGAGCUUGACGAGGCCCAGCUGAAGCAGAAGCGGCAGCAGCGUCUCCUCAAGUCCAACCACGAGGCCCGCGCCCGCGCAAAGGCCGAGAAGGAGGCCGAGAAGGCUCGCAUCGCCGAGGCAGAGCGGCUUGACCAGGAGCGUCGCGAGAACGACCUGGAAGGGUGGCUGGAGGAGAAGCACCAGGCCCUGCAAGAGACGUUGCAGAAGAUCAAGGAGCGCGACAGGCUGAAGCAGGACCUGGGCAACCGCAAGUCGCUGGCGUCGCAGAUCCGCAUGAAGAGCAUCGCCAACCUGGCGUCGGACAACCCGACCAAGAAGCGGCGGCGCGGGGGCGACGACGACAACUUUGGCGCCAACGACGACGACUGGGGCGUGUACCGGCAGAUUGCGGUGGGCGACAACAGCGACGAGGAGCAGGAGGAGGAAGACCUGGCGUCGACGCUCAAGUCGCUGGAGCAGGACCUGCUCAAGUACGACCCCAACUUCACGUACGACGCCUUUGCGCGCGGCCCCCGGCCCUUUGACCCGUCGUCGCAGGCGGAGCUGCACCAGAUCCACCUCAACGUCGAGCGCAUCCGCGUGCCCGAGGUGGUCUUCCGGCCGUCCAUUGCCGGCGUCGACCAGGCGGGCAUCAUUGAGAUUGCGGGCGACGUGCUGACGCAGCGCCUGGGCGGGCUGCCCAACCGGGACGACUUCCUGCGGGACAUUUUCCUCACGGGGGGCAACACGCUGUUCCGCGGCUUCGACGAGCGCGUGCGGGACGGGCUGAGGGCGCUGCUGCCGGCGGAGGCGCCGCUGCGGGUGCGGAGGGCCGAGGACGCGCUGCUGGAUGCGUGGAAGGGGGCUGCCGGGUGGGUUGGCACGGCGGCCUGGAAGUCGGCGGCGAUUUCGAGGGAGGAAUAUCAGGAGAAGGGGCCGGAGUAUAUCAAGGAACACGACAUGGGCAACUCAUAUGCGUGA
This is a messenger RNA of Trichoderma citrinoviride, 2211 nucleotides long. RefSeq names its product actin-like protein. Bases 1 to 2211 code for a protein of 736 amino acids. NCBI's taxonomy places the organism in Eukaryota, Fungi, Ascomycota, Sordariomycetes, Hypocreales, Hypocreaceae. The record is from RefSeq and is a predicted model, not a curated record. The transcript has 5 exons. Gene Ontology annotation, biological process: regulation of DNA-templated transcription. Gene Ontology annotation, cellular component: Ino80 complex; cytoplasm.